AUGGCUGAUGCUGUUGCUGCUGCAUAUCCAAAUGUGACAUCAUCUGGAAAUCCUGAACAACAAUUUGUUCAACAUCAAUAUGCUUAUCAAGCUCAAGUAAGUGGUGGAGGCGAUCAAUUUUAUAAUGGAGCUGGUGCUGUCGAUGCACAACAACUGCCAGAAGGUGUCGAACAACAAUUACCUUUAGGACAGGGUCAAGAUGCUAAUUAUUCUCAAUAUUCACGUAGUGGAAAUGAUUUAGCUGCUGGUGCUGGUUUUGUGGAUCCAAAUAAUCCUGGUAUUAUUCAACAAUAUGCAGGUGCUGCUGGGCAACUUGCACAACAAGGACCAAAUGGUUAUAAAAUUAAUUUUGAUCCUAAUCCACAAAUUAUUCGUAAACAUGCUAAUGAUGCAGUAACAUACAAACAAGAAGUAGCUGUACGAUAUUUACGUCCGCCAACACCACCACCACCUGGUCCUUUGAUCAUUAAAGAGGUACGAAAUCCAGCAUUACCUGCUGCUCCACCUAUUGUUAUUCGACAACGUCCACCUCGACCUGCUACACCACCACCACUUAUUAUUCGAGAACGACCACCACAACCACCACCUCAACUUGCUCCUAAAGUAGUUACUAAACCUUUACCAGCUCCACCACCACCACCACGACGUGUUAUUAUCGAACGAAUGCCUCCAUUACCUGCUAAACCUCAAAGUAUUAUCGUUGAACGUUGGCUUCCAUAUAAACAACAAAAACGACGUGUUGUGUAUCAAAAAGCACCGCCUGUUCAACAGCCAGCACCACAAAAGAAUCUUAUUAUUCAAUGGGAAGGUACACAAGCUCGAGUCGUCAAAGAAUUUCGUAAUUUGGGUAUCAUCAAAGCUGAUCCAACUACUUAUGUACAACAAUAUGGACCACAAUUAAGACCUACACAAGGUUUACCAGAUUUUAUUAAAGGAUUACCUACACCAAAUCUUGGACCAGAAUAUAUGGCAGGUAUGAAUCCUGAUCAAGUCGAUCCAUCAUUAGUAAGUGGCGUUGGUGGUUCAUUAGGUGGUCAAUUAGGGGGUUCAGUGGGUGGUUUUGAUAUGGGAGGUGGUCAAGGUCUUCUUGCUGCUGCACCAGAAGCCGCAUUACCACUUGGUGGACAACCUGGAUUCGUUCAAGAUAAUCUUCAAUAUGCAUCUUUUGGAAAUGUUGCCGGUCAAGGAUCUGGUGACCAACAAAACUCAUAUGCUUAUCAACAAACAGUCUAUUCACAAGGAAGCACUGUUGAAGGUCAACAAUAUGCCGCCGACCAACAACAAGGUUUUGAACAACAAGGUCAAAAAGGCAGUGGUUUUGUACAAAAUGUACAAUAUCAAGCAAUGCCUCAAUAUGGUGUCAGUAGUUAA
This is a messenger RNA of Rotaria sp. Silwood2, 1371 nucleotides long. The record is from the annotation of a GenBank genome assembly. Lineage: Eukaryota; Metazoa; Rotifera; Eurotatoria; Philodinida; Philodinidae.